AAAGUGUUUUUAUUUUUUGUUUUACUUGUUUUCAGAUUUUGGGAAGAACUGGAGGUGGCUGAUUUGGGGUUUCCAAAGUGGUUGAAUACAGGCAAAAACCAGGAUAUUUUUAGUGCUGGGAGUGAGACAUCAGCUACAAUUGUAGAUUGAGCAAUGUCAGAACUGAUGAAAUAUCCAAGAAUCAUGAAAAGGGCACAGGGUGAGGUGAGAGAAGUGUAUGACCAAAAACAGCAGGCAAACGAAACAGGCAUUAAAGAGAUGAAAUAUUUAAAGUUGGUUAUUCAAGAGACACUGAGGUUACACCCUGUUGUUCCCCUGUUACUUCCGCGAGAAUGUGGAGAGAGGUGUGAGAUUGAUGGAUAUGAAAUACCUGUCAAAACAAAGGUAAUUGUGAAUGCUUGGGCAAUCGGAAGAGAUCCCAAUUACUGGACUGAGCCCGAGACCUUUUAUCCAGAGAGAUUCCUUGAUAGCUCUUUUGACUACAAGGAACGAACUUUUGAGUAUAUCCCAUUUGGUGCUGGAAGGAGAAUUUUCCCUGGCAUAUUAUACGGUCUGGCAAAUGUUGAGCUCCCACUAGCAUUGUUGUUAUAUCAUUUUGAUUGGAAACUCCCUAAUGGAAUGAAGAAUGAGGACUUGGACAUGACUGAGGACUUUGGCAUUGCAGUCCGCAGAAAGGAAGAUCUUCAUUUGAUUGCCACUCCAUAUCAUUCCUCUGCCUGAUGCAAAUUCAAAAGCAGAAA
Rosa chinensis is the source of this 740-nucleotide messenger RNA. RefSeq names its product cytochrome P450 71D9-like. Lineage: Eukaryota; Viridiplantae; Streptophyta; Magnoliopsida; Rosales; Rosaceae. Gene Ontology annotation, molecular function: monooxygenase activity; heme binding; oxidoreductase activity, acting on paired donors, with incorporation or reduction of molecular oxygen. The record is from RefSeq and is a predicted model, not a curated record.